Molecule: messenger RNA, 1104 nt
Organism: Scheffersomyces coipomensis
Lineage: Eukaryota; Fungi; Ascomycota; Pichiomycetes; Serinales; Debaryomycetaceae
Exons: 1
Coding region: 1-1104 (367 amino acids)
Biological process (GO): box C/D snoRNP assembly; snoRNA localization; maturation of LSU-rRNA from tricistronic rRNA transcript (SSU-rRNA, 5.8S rRNA, LSU-rRNA)
Cellular component (GO): nucleus; pre-snoRNP complex
Source: RefSeq, a predicted model, not a curated record
AUGGACCAACUAUGUUCUAUAUGUCAUAUAAAUACGUAUAAGUACAAGUGUCCAGCCUGUGGGUCUAAGACAUGCAGCAUAGAGUGUGUUAAAAGGCAUAAGAAGCAAACUGAGUGUAGUGGAAUAGCAGAUCAUACAAAAUUUGUUCCUAGAAAAGAACUAUCAUCGGAUACAACUCAUUUAAAUAGGGAUUAUAACUUUUUAUUGAACUUAGAUCGAAGGAUUCAAGUUGGUAAAGAUGAUGCUAGAUCAAAUGCAAAGAAUGUAUUUAAAAGGAAAUUCAAUAAUCCGAAUUUAGCUAAGAAUAAACGGUUUAAGUCAACUAUUGCAGAACAAUCAGAUAAAAGGAUUGCCAUAAUAGAGAAAUAUUUUCCCCAUAUGAAUCAAAACUAUACUACAAAGAGACAAAAUACUUUAGUCAUUCAAUUACCGCCAGGGAUGAGUAGAUCAAAUUCGAAUAAGACAGGUUAUGAUAAAAAACUGGGUUCAUUUACCUGGACAGUGGAAUGGAUAUUAUUGGGAAAUGACGGAGAAGAAAAAGCCAAAUUCCUUAGUUAUAGACUUAAAGAACACUUGAUCAUACUGGAAGCUCUUCCAAUGAAUAUCAUCAAUAAUAAAAAUGAUGCUGAAAAUAACAUUGAAAAAGAUCAACUUUUCUUCUACUUUGAUAAUGUUAUUAAUUUCAAGAAUACAAAGUAUUCAAUGUUUGAAGUAGAUAAAACCAAAACCAUAGCUGAUACAUUACAAGAUAGGAUGGUAUUAGAAUAUCCAACGUUCUAUAUUUCAACUUCACAAGAUGCUAUUAAAGAUUAUAUCAUUCAAGCCCAAGACAUAGACUCUGUAAUUUCCGAAUCAAAGCUAACAGAUGAUGCUCAGAAAGAAUCUGGGGAUUCAGCUGUUCAUCCAGGCUCUGAUUUGGAUGCAGACGAUGAUUCUCUGUCUACUUCAGAUUCAGAUGCAGAUCUGGAUUCAGACAGUGACUCUGAUGAUGAAGAAAGUAGUUCUGCAGAGGAAAGCGAUGACGAUGAUGACGGAGCUCCAGAAGAAUCGUCUUCCAAAGAACCCGUUCAUUCAACAUUUAAUGAAACCUCAGCACAGGAUUAA